AUGAGUCCAAGUUCCGCAGGAAUGCCGAUCAUGACGUUGCCAUUUGAGCCCGUCGUACGACAGCCGCAUCGCCUGACGGUCAACGAUGACGAAUGGUCUGUUGUCGACACGGACCCAAGGGAAUUUCGAGGCACGGUGAUUCGCGGAGAUGGAAAACCAGCUGUGCCUUCACCGACCGAAAAGUCGGGCUUCUUCAAAGGAAGCUCGUUGACGUCUUCGUCCAGUAGUGGAAGCAGUUACCCACGGAAACCUUGGCGGAAGGAGACAGAGGUAUAGCC
Messenger RNA from Cylicostephanus goldi, 278 nucleotides. Lineage: Eukaryota; Metazoa; Nematoda; Chromadorea; Rhabditida; Strongylidae. The record is from the annotation of a GenBank genome assembly.